UGUCAAUAUUACACUGCUAACAAAAAAUGGCGGACGAACAGUUACCUGCCGGUUGGGAAAAACGCCUCAGUAGAUCGACCGGUCAGCAUUAUUAUUUGAACAUAUAUACAAAAGAAUCUCAAUGGGAUGCACCAGACAAGCCUGCAGAGCCUGUUUCUUCCAGUGGACCUGAACAAGUUCAAUGCUCCCAUCUACUAGUAAAACAUAAAGAUUCCAGGAGACCCUCUUCUUGGAGGGAAGAAAAUAUCACAAGAUCAAAAGAUGAAGCUUUGGAUUUAGUAAAAUCCCAUCGAGAUCAGAUUGCAUCUGGAAAAGCAUCCUUUGCUGAACUGGCUGCUAAAUAUUCAGAUUGUUCCUCAGCAAAACGAGGUGGGGACCUUGGGCCUUUUGGAAAAGGGGCAAUGCAAAAACCAUUUGAAGAAGCUGCUUUUGCAUUAAAAGUAGGAGAACUAUCAGAUCCUGUCUUUACAGACUCAGGAGUUCAUAUCAUCUUAAGGACAGUUUAA
Molecule: messenger RNA, 506 nt
Organism: Phaedon cochleariae (mustard beetle)
Lineage: Eukaryota; Metazoa; Arthropoda; Insecta; Coleoptera; Chrysomelidae
Source: the annotation of a GenBank genome assembly